AUGAAUUUAUUCCACAAGAUUAGGGAAGUUGUGGCCGCUUUGGAGUGCCCUAAGAAAUUUACUCUUAAAGAUUUGAUAAAGCCUGACUCGGACCGGACUGAGUUGUUCCUCACCGGAGCUACCAAAGACCAACCGCCAGAUAACCAUCGGAGGCACCACCGAGCGUCACGCGUUAUUGGAACUGGGACGUUAGGAUGUGGGAGUACCAUUGUGGAAGGAGAGGACUUUAUAGCUGAGAACAUCACUAUUGAGAAUUCUGCACCUAAGGGUUCAGGUCAGGCUAUGGCAAUUAGAGUGACUGCAGAUCGUUCUGCAUUUUAUAAUUGCAGAUUUCUUGGGUGGCAGGCUAGCUCAAACCAAGGACUAAUUUAAUGACCUUCAGCUUGGACAGUAUAGAUGAGAGAGCUUGAUUCUUAUUCCCUUUCAUGUUCACUAUGUACUCAUGUUACUUGAUGGAUCCAAGUUUACUUUGACGAGGAAAGGAGAUGAACCUUGCACUUUCAAGCUUUGACAUGGUCAGUGAAUUCUUGAACUACGAUAUCAUCUUAUCACAAGAUUAUGCAUUACAUU
Molecule: messenger RNA, 570 nt
Organism: Ilex paraguariensis (yerba mate)
Lineage: Eukaryota; Viridiplantae; Streptophyta; Magnoliopsida; Aquifoliales; Aquifoliaceae
Source: the annotation of a GenBank genome assembly